CCUACUGUAAAUGAGGGUUCGACUCUAGAAUCCUAUCGGUUAUCGGUUAAAAUGUUCUGUUAAUGAUGUUCAUAAAGUGGGAUGUGAGUACUGGGGUGAUAUACAGAUGAGACGGUAGAUAACACAGAGAGUGAGAGGAGCGGAGAGUGGACGGUGCGACACCUGGUCGAGCGAUAUCUGGACAUGCCAGCGGCGGUAAACGACUAUACUAUGGGCACUUUGAAUAUUUGAAGUUCCCAUUGCCCGUUUCUCAUCCACAGACCAUCGAAUAUUCGGCGGCCGCAGAGAAGAUCCACGCGGAGGAGCCCCAGCUUGCGGUUGUAUUCUGUCAAACCGGGGGCCUCCUUGCACCGCAGUUUGAAAGCCUGCUGGCACCGAUCCCAAUCUGGCUCUGACGGGAGCUGUGCUGCAGCCGCCUUCUUCUGAUACUUGCUGUAGAUCGCAAAGAAGACGUCGAUGCAGCGCAAGCCCUCGGGACGUCUGACGACGAGAGACCCGACUAGAGGACACACGACCACUAUCUCAGUAAUCCGGUAGUUCACACAAAUCGGCAUUUCCCGGUCUUGUUGGGAUAAAUCCGCGAAAUGCCGAUGGCGGUUAUCUUUGAGGUUGUUCGGGUCCUGAGGAUCGAAAGCAAUGUCAAAGUAGACUUUCGGGUAAGGAAGGUGCUCCCGUUGGCUAAAUGCCACCAGAGGCCAGCUGAGUGUCACGGGGGCCUGCGCCAUGCCUGACGAACGAUCAGAGACACAUCACAGCACACUCAGAUUAUCUCAACUUCGUUUGAGCACGGGCUUGGGCGGUUUGGGCGGAUAAGAUCGGUGUUCAUCGUCGCUCCAAGGAGCGGCUGAGCAGAAAUCAGCCGUCGAAGCUAAAUCGGAAAACGUGGCAUCCACACACCAGAGUUAGGAGCACUAUAUGCGGAAAUCAGGGUCGGUCGCGGCUGCUCUGUGGCCGGCGGACCGUAUUGGAACGUCUGUCUCUUCGCGCCUAAUGAACGUCAGGGGGCUCUAUCCCAUCAGUGAGCUCGACGAACGGGAGCUCGAGACCGCUGAUCUGGAUAAGGCAACGCGUCGAGAGGCAGAAAGGGCGCACUUACGUGGGAUUGAUCCGCUGGUCAUCGAAGAUGCUCGUCGACGAGAGUGGCUUUGUCGUGGUGGGUCGUGAAUGGAAGUGGGCAGCGGCGCAGGAGUCAUGGAUCGGGGCGCAGUGUCGGUCUUGGAUGACCCUUUGAGAAAGGAGAAAGAGAUUCUCUUCUUAUCUCGGGGCAAGACUUCGGGACUGAGCUCGUCGGGGAGGGAGAUGCUGCCCAUCUUCGGAGUCGGGGGAAUCUUAUGUGAUUGAGGCAUGGCGGGGUCGUGAACGGAAUCAAAACGAAGGAGACGAUGUGCAAUUAAUCCUCGAAACACCAAGAGUCCUGGAAUGGAAAUUAAUCAACGACAUAAACGAGUAGUACCAGACCACAGACUCGGGCGAUUAGGAGAUAAAGAAAGUAGAGUGAAGGAGUCAGCGACUACAGUGAGAAGACCCUCGAGGCCCCCACCUGAGGCUUCAUGCACCUUUAAGGGCUGAAGGUAGGACGCAAGGCCUUGACUGACACGAGGCGCUGGUAAUGAUAUCGAGUGGUUAACGCCGAGGUGCCGGUCUGAUAGAAUAUGCCCUCAGUUGACAGUCCAGGUGAUACAUGACCUGAAAGCUCGCUCUCCACUAGUGCUCGAUACGCCGUCCUGUAAGCUGUGAAGCGGGGCUCGUGCCUGCUCGUUCAGGGUAACCUUCUCACCGCCGUUACACCGGUGAUAGCAGUGAAAGUAUGGAGGGCCCAAGGAAGACUGCGAGUUCAUCAGAGCACGGGCUGGGCAGGUGAUCGGCCCCUCGUCUCAAAAGAGCAAACGAUAGUCCACCGCCCGGAACACACCGAGCCGGCUUGAGUUUGCCUGUGCAAGAUGGCGAGAUACCGAUGCAGUCAACGAUAGAUUGACGAUGGUGAUAGCAUAGAAAGUUGAAACUGGGCAAUAGUUAUAGAUGCCACGACAAAUUCGUCACGCGAAGACUCCGCCUGGAAGGACGCUCGAGUCGUGCUCGACAGACGAGGAAGACUAUCAGUGGCAGUGCUCAGCCUGAUGACCGCACGUGUUUGUCGCGAUCGGACUCGGCGAUCAAACACCGAAGUUCAAAUCCCCGGGCCCGGGGUGUGGGGAGACCGGAGGGGUAUACGACUCUCUCGCAGCAGAUCAUGUCUGGAUACGACAAAACGCGCGGCCAACCGCAAAACCCCAGAGACUUCUACGAGUCAACCAAAUCCCGAAUCCAGAAGAUACAAUCCCACUUGGCGGAAAGUCCGCGCGGGUCGCGUCUGAAGGGCAAAGUUUGCAUCAUCACAGGUGUGGGGUCGUUGAAGGGAAUAGGACGUGCCACAGCGUUGUUGUUCGCACACGAGGGCGCCAAACACCUCUAUCUGCUUGACUUUGACGAGACGAACUUGCCCAAUCUUGCCUCCACGCUCAACGUGGCUUACCCUGAUGUUAAGGUGACAACCCUACAAGGGGACGCAGCCGACGAGGCAGCGAUAGAAGGUCUCUGCCAGCGUGCUCUGAAAGAAGAGGGUCGACUGGAUGUCUUCUUUGCAAACGCUGGCUUUGCGUCCAGAGAGACCAUGGAGACAACCACAACAGAGCUAUUCAUGAAGUCGAUGAAAGUCAACUCGUUAUCGUGCUUUUUGGCGAUCAAAUAUGGGUCCGCGGCUAUGAAGAUUGCUGAUGCAUCGAAAGGCAAAGAGCUCAGUGGGGGCAGCAUUAUCAUGACCGCGUCAGUCGCUGGUAUCCGAUCUGGUGCUGGCACACUCGAUUACAGUGCCAGCAAGGCUGCCGUCAACUCGAUGGCCAAGACAGCCGCAUACCAACUGCAGAAGACAGCCAUCCGGGUAAACUCAAUCUGCCCGGGUCUGAUCGAGACAGGAAUGACAGUGGACACGUUUGAGUAUGCCCGCAAAAGGGGUGCAGAUGCAAAAAUCGGCCAACUGAAUCCUUUGGGACGAUUCGGCGUCGCCGAAGAAAUUGCACAGGCAGCUCUGUUCUUAGCCAGCGACGACGCAAGCUACGUCAACGGACAGAACUUUGCGGUGGAUGGGGGCCUUUCCGCUUCACACCCGGUCAUUCCAGGACGCUGGGCCUGA
Mycena citricolor is the source of this 3169-nucleotide messenger RNA. The record is from the annotation of a GenBank genome assembly. Lineage: Eukaryota; Fungi; Basidiomycota; Agaricomycetes; Agaricales; Mycenaceae.